AUGUCACGACGAGGUGAUCUGGAUGCUAAAGUGUACAUUGGUGGUUUACCGCAUGAUGCCACUUCACAGGAGAUCGAAGAUACAUUCCACCGAUUCGGUCGUAUUCGUAAAGUAUGGGUGGCUCGGCGCCCUCCUGGCUUUGCUUUCGUUGAAUUUGAAGAUAGUAGAGACGCUGAAGACGCAGUGAAGUCACUGGAUGGAGCUCGCAUUUGCGGAGUACGUGCCCGUGUUGAGCUUUCUCAUGGUAAGCGCCGUAAUGGUGCUGGUGGUGGAGGCGGCGGUCGUGGUUAUGGCGGUGGCCGCGACGGUGGUUAUGGUGGUCGCAGAUCCAGGUGA
Haemonchus placei is the source of this 336-nucleotide messenger RNA. NCBI's taxonomy places the organism in Eukaryota, Metazoa, Nematoda, Chromadorea, Rhabditida, Trichostrongylidae. The record is from the annotation of a GenBank genome assembly.